UACCUGCUCUGCGCUUCCGGAAGGCUGGCGGCAGCUACCUGUGCUGGGAACCUCGGGCACCUCCCAGGGAGUCUUGGUGCGGAGGCCGGAGGCCCCACCGCCCGUGAGCUGAGAUGCCCAUCCAGCCUCAAAGCAAAGACACAGGAGACAUGGAAGCAGACGGCGAUUCAGCCACAGAAAUGAAUGGGGGGGAGGAGGAGGAGAGUGAAGAAGAACGGAGCGGCAGCCAGACUGAGUCAGAGGAGGAGAGCUCAGAGAUGGACGACGAGGACUAUGAGAGGCGCCGCAGUGAGUGUGUCAGUGAGAUGCAGGAUCUGGAGAAGCAGUUCUCGGAGCUGAAGGAGAAAUUGUUCAGGGAACGACUCAGUCAACUGCGGUUGCGUCUGGAGGAAGUGGGAGCUGAGAGAGCCCCCGAGUACACAGAACCUCUUGGAGGACUGCAGCGGAGCCUCAAGAUUCGCAUUCAGGUGGCAGGGAUCUACAAGGGCUUCUGUCUGGAUGUGAUCAGGAAUAAGUAUGAGUGUGAGCUGCAGGGAGCCCGGCAGCACCUGGAGAGUGAGAAGCUGCUGCUCUAUGACACACUGCAGGGGGAGCUGCAGGAGCGGAUCCAGAGGCUGGAGGAGGACCGCCAGAGCCUGGACCUCAGCUCCGAGUGGUGGGAUGACAAACUACACGCCAGAGGCAGCUCGAAGUCCUGGGACUCUCUGCCACCCAGCAAGAGGAAGAAGGCGCCUCUUGUUUCUGGCCCUUACAUUGUGUACAUGCUGCAGGAGAUCGACAUCCUGGAAGACUGGACAGCUAUCAAAAAGGCUAGGGCAGCUGUGUCCCCUCAGAAGAGAAAAUCAGAUGGACCGUGACCUUCCUGUUUACAGCCAGGAGCUCCCUCGGAGCAACUAGCACCAAACCCAGAUUCACGUUUUCCUGCUGCAGAGAGUCAGGCGGCCAUGUCCGGCUCUGCCCAGCAGGCCCUCCAGCCGUCAGUAGGAUGGAUGUCACUGGGAUGGACAACUCCUCUGUGUUCCUUGCAGGCUGCACAGCUGUAGCCCUGAGCCACCCUGGCCGGGCAAGACUGUUGUCUGUGUCCCUGAGCAGCACCACCCCUCCUGAACAUCAGCAUCCUUAAUGCUCCCUGUGCCAGGCUGCUUACCUGGGCCCUGGCUUCUAGCCACUGGGAUGCAGGCCCCACUGUGUGGGAACUCAGAGCCAGGAGUAGGAGUAUUUGGAGGGGCGGGGGCUGAACACUUGCUGGAGUUGGGGGUGAGAGGCCAGGCUCCCCAGGCUUCCUCAGGGUGGUUCUUGGUACCUCCCUCCCAGACUCUGAGGACUGCAACUAAAACCUUCCCUGGGACUCUGG
Otolemur garnettii (small-eared galago) is the source of this 1354-nucleotide messenger RNA. RefSeq names its product breast cancer metastasis suppressor 1 (gene BRMS1). The coding region runs from base 114 to 857 and encodes 247 amino acids. Gene Ontology annotation, biological process: negative regulation of transcription by RNA polymerase II. The transcript has 10 exons. NCBI's taxonomy places the organism in Eukaryota, Metazoa, Chordata, Mammalia, Primates, Galagidae. Gene Ontology annotation, molecular function: histone deacetylase binding. The record is from RefSeq and is a predicted model, not a curated record. Gene Ontology annotation, cellular component: Sin3-type complex.